AUGUCGCAAUGGACUUUCUCCGCUGUUCGAGUACAUCUUACCGCGGGAAGCCGUGGCAGUACUGGUGUACAUACACCCAAUGUACUCGCUUUAUUACUAUUACCAGUACUUUGCCUUGUUGGACUUAUUGGAAAUGCUAUGGUAUGUAUUGCUAUCGCAACCGAUCGACGUUUACACAACGUCACCAAUUAUUUCCUAUUCUCACUAGCUCUAGCUGAUCUACUUGUAUGUUUACUGGUUAUGCCAUUGAGUAUUAUCGUCGAGGUCAAACAUGGUGUUUGGACGUGGAACGUGUCAUUAUGCCUGCUUUAUGUGUAUGCUGAUGUAUUCCUAUGUAGUGCCAGUAUAGUUCAUAUGUCAAUUAUAUCCCUUGAUCGCUACCUGGGCAUAUCGCAACCUCUUCGAACCCGGAAUAAAUCGAAGACGAUGAUUAUUGUGAAGAUUUGUCUUGUAUGGAUCAUUACCUUGAUCGUCUCCUGCCCUAUAGCGAUCCUGGCCUCAUACGAUCAUACCUAUAUCCUGCGAAAUAAUUCCUGUAUGAUAUUCAGCCGCCAUUAUAUCAUCUACGGUUCAACUCUAACCUUCCUUAUACCAUUCUGUAUAAUGUUCAUCACUUACCUACGUACUACUACAUUACUCAACAAGCAGGCAUCAAUCCUUAGUCAAAAGGCCAAUGAUAAGCUGAACGGAAAUGGACUGCGUCGCACAAUGCCACAUAGGAAACUGGGACAAGUUCGACGAACGUCAACCAGUCCAGCUACCACAUAUAGCAGUAGCACAUUUAAGUCAAGUUUAUAUGGUCCGAAAACAAGCACGAUGAGCUGUUCAAAUGGAUAUCAUAACUCAGUGGCCGAAAUGGAAGCGUCCCCAAUGCCUCAACUGACGCCGACAUCAACGGAAAACCAUAACCUUUUACAGCAUAAAUCAUUCCCCAAACGAUCGACUAUUUAUCGUUGGAAAUCAAAAACUUCCAGCUAUUUGACGAAUAUCGCACAAAAAGUCGGUCGGCGAAAUUCGUUGCAGGUCAGUGCACUCACAUUUUAG
This is a messenger RNA of Cooperia oncophora, 1044 nucleotides long. The record is from the annotation of a GenBank genome assembly. NCBI's taxonomy places the organism in Eukaryota, Metazoa, Nematoda, Chromadorea, Rhabditida, Trichostrongylidae.